AUGGCAGACCAGGGUCGAAUGUCUUCACCUACUGCCGUGGUGUAUUGGUUGCAGAUGUUGAGGCAAACUUCACGGUCAGUGAACUCCAGGAAAGCGGUUCCGAGUCUUAGUUGGAUGCUAUGCAAACAUGGGUUGCGCCAGUGUGUCCAGUCCAACGUCCUCACGACACCAGUAAUAGUGUGGGAUGAUAUCUUCGAGUCCGACCUAUUCUCGGUGGCAUACCAACAUUCUGGGGACCCGCGUUGGCCGGUACGAUACUUGUUCACCGAGGUCUACGAAGUCACAACAAAUCCACCGGAUGUGUUGGACCAAAAUUCUACUAAUGAAAAUGAUUCAGACGUGUUAUCGCUGAGUUCCCUCACCAAUGAACCACUAAUAAAUGGUUCAAUCAGAAACAACGUUUGUCAUCCAAGAUCUACGCGAGAACGUGAGUCUUCCUCCGAAGGCUCAGUGAAUACACACACCCAUGUGAGCAUUCAAAGGCAGGGGAGUCGAACACCAUUACGCAUUCCCCGACCACCACGUAAGCCUGCCCCAUCUUCAUGCAAAGGAUCUUCUAGUGACCCCCUAACUGAACACUUGUGA
Molecule: messenger RNA, 585 nt
Organism: Striga asiatica
Lineage: Eukaryota; Viridiplantae; Streptophyta; Magnoliopsida; Lamiales; Orobanchaceae
Source: the annotation of a GenBank genome assembly